Molecule: messenger RNA, 1443 nt
Organism: Rubroshorea leprosula
Lineage: Eukaryota; Viridiplantae; Streptophyta; Magnoliopsida; Malvales; Dipterocarpaceae
Source: the annotation of a GenBank genome assembly
AAAUUAUUAUUGCAGACUUUGAAUAAGUGCAAGGUGGGGAUACAUGAGAUGCUUCCUGCAAUUUUACAUAAAUGGCCAAGCUCUCCACUUAGGUCCCUCCCAGAAGAUGCUCCUCACAAAACACCAUUUGUUGCAUAAAUGUAGGAGCUAAUACUCAUCCAUGUAUUCUCAAUUACCGUAAGUAAUCUGCCUCUUCUAUAAUCUACUGUUUUGUUGUCAUCCAUCUCUACCCACAAUAUCUUAAUGAACACAUUUUAUGGACACAACAAUGUCUUUGCUUUUUCUCUAGACUAGAUGGUUUUUGGAAAAAUUUUCUGAAACCAAUAUGAGGCUAUCCUGAAAUCACAGAAUUGCACCAUUUCUUCUUUUGCUUUGAGUUCUGGAAUCCUUUAAGUGACAAUGUUGCCUAGUAUCUGCAUUUCAGCUCUGAGUUUGGUUGUACAUCAAGGUUUUUCCUGCAAUUUAAGAGAUGGUAAGGCUAGGAUGUAGAGGGUUGCAUUGCGUACAAACUGCCAAGGCACAGUUUUGGUCUUAACCACCUUGACAACAGAAAGCUGCAAUUAUUAUAUGAUUAAGCCAUGAAUUUAAUAAAUGGAAGUAUCAAGUGUAGUAUCUGUUCUUAUCAGUUUAAUAUCUGAUACGUGAGCCAUUGGUUCACAUGAUAUUAAAUUAAUUUUUUAGAGGGGAAGGUCCACUCCAGUAGCUUGCUACUGGGACCUUCAAGCGUCGCCUAGGCGUUGCACUACAGCCAAGGCCUGGCGCACCCUACCAAUACAAGUUUAAGUUUUCGUGCUGAUGUAUGAUGACACUCUGUAGCAUAACAGGCUGUGACCCUGCAGAACUGGAAUCUGGUCCAUGGCGAAGCAUUGGAGAGACUGGCAGCAAAUGAGUGGUGUUAGUGCGGCAGAGAGGGCAGUUUGAAUGUGAAAAGAGCCACAUAUCAACGCACGGCGCAUGAUAUGGAUGCACUCCGCUAGGGUACGCAUCUCCUCACCUUUUCCAUACUCAGCCAAACACACUAUACAGACGUUUGCUGCUAGGCUGUUCUUGAGGUCCAAUAGAAAUCUGUGGAGCGGUUGGCUCUGCACUUUGGCUUUCACAACCAUCGUUGCACUAGACCAUGACGAGGCAUCUAACUUAGCUCCUCCCUGGUACAUCUUGGCUAUAAUGGGAUUGCAAAUGCUAGCUCUCCAACUCCUUCAUUUUGUCCUCAAGUUCAUCUGCCUCAACUAAUUGGCUGCCAUCCAACCAAUGAAUAGCCUGAUCAAUGUAUAGCAUAUUCAAUCUUCUUCUUAUCAGCUAGAUCAAGUUAGGAGCUGAUCUUGUCAUCUCUCACUGUGCUCCUCGUGUUGUAUGCAUAAUUCUCCAUAGCAUUCUUGGCUUUAACCUUCUUCUUGUGUUCCUUGUCAAGGCCUUGUAUUUCUCCGCCACUUGUACCAUCUU